Molecule: messenger RNA, 13058 nt
Organism: Cylas formicarius (sweet potato weevil)
Lineage: Eukaryota; Metazoa; Arthropoda; Insecta; Coleoptera; Brentidae
Product: probable E3 ubiquitin-protein ligase HERC1
Exons: 25
Coding region: 333-13058 (4241 amino acids)
Molecular function (GO): ubiquitin-protein transferase activity; protein binding
Source: RefSeq, a predicted model, not a curated record
UUGUCAAACGACGGGAAUUAAAAACCGUCACGAAUAAAAAUUACGGCGAGAAGCGGUUAAGUGGAAAACAUCAAAGUUGCUUUUUAAAAUUGCAGUAGUUCCUAUUCUCAAAUAUUUUUCGAUUCUCCAUCUCCUACGCCGAUUUGAAAUAUUUUCCGCCCGCGGCUCAUCUGACUGUCACACAGCGACGAUAUCGUCAACAAAAAAAAUAGCGAAUAGUUUUUGAACGUAAUUUUUUCAAGAAUAUUUUUAACCGCGAUUAUUACACCGCGCCCAUGUUCCAUCUAACUGCGCGAAUCUACAAAAACCGUCGGUGCCGUUAGCCCAAAAUAAUGGAGUCCCCAGACAGUAACGUAGAACUGGAAUGGUCCGAGAACACGAACAGUUCGUGGGCGGCCAAAGACGCCGACAGUGUAGCGAAUCGUGACUCGGUCCAGUCGAUGUACGAAGCGUUGCUCCAAAACAACGAGGUGCGCCUCAUUCCUUCGACUACCCUCUCUUACGACGACGUACAAACGUUGCCUAGCUUCCAAUACGACCCGCCCGCCAGUAGCGAGCUGGAGGACUACCUGGACACUUUACUCAGCUCCCAACUGCAACUUGCCAAAGAGACGUGCACGUCAACCCAGUUCGCUGUGAUCCUGAAGGAGCGCAUGGUGAUUUUGAGGCGCAUCUAUCAUGCCCUCAAAGUCAAGUACCACGAAAAAGACCAGAACGAGGCUAAGUGUUCGAAAGUAACGUCCGGGCCAGCGGCAUCGUUGCCGUUGGCGCCCCGCGAGGUUCUAUCUGGGUCGCAGGCCUUGCUGGAAAUAGGAGUGAAAACAGGGCUCAGUCUGCUGUUUUCACUGCUCCAGCAAAACUGGCAGGUCAGCAACAUAUUGGGCAUCCCCUCCCUGUGUAAUUCCGUGCUGGAGACGACGAGCGACCUGCUCAAGCGCUUGCCGCAGCUGUGUUUGGCUAACGACGCGCAGCUGACCAAUCUGGGAGUGACUAGUUUGGAGCAGGUCGGCGAUUUCUUAAAAAACGCGGUCCUCCGCGAGAUGGCGGCAGAUUCCAAAGGUAAACUGCUCGCUUCGGAGAUCCUGCUGACCUUAGCGCUGCAGCGCGGUUCGUUGCGGUACCUACUCGAGUGGAUCGAUAUGGCGCUCGAGGCUUCCUGCAACAGCUCCAUGGAAAGCGAGCUCUUCAGCGAGGCCAUAGCGCAACUCGAGGACGGCAAACAUCGGCUCGACAGUGAGUUGUGGAAGAAGGAGCGCUCGGAGCCGAUCAUAAUGUAUACAGCCGCCAUGUACCUAAUGGAACUGCUGGCAUCGAUGGCCGUCGACUAUGGUGGCGCCCCCGAUCACGGCGCCCGCGACUCGGACCCGUCCGACUACGAGAGGGGAGACGUCUACGUGUGGGGCAGCAACUCGUCGCAUCAACUAGCCGAAGGCAACCACGAGAAGAUCCUGCUUCCCGUCAAAUCGAAAAUAUUCACUCAGGUGCAGCAGGUAGAGGCGGGGCAGUACUGCACCUUCGCGAUCCACCGCGACGGCUUGGUGAGUGCCUGCGGCAAGGGCAGCUAUGGCCGUCUGGGCCUAGGGGAAUCGUCAAACCAGAUACUGCCCAAGCGGAUCCUGCUCGACAGCGUCGUAGAGAAACUGUCUAGCUCCAAAGGUAGCGACGGCCACACUCUCGCGUUGACCGAAGACGGUCACGUAUACAGUUGGGGCGACGGAGACUACGGUAAACUCGGUCACGGGAACUGCGCCACCCACAAACAACCGGAAAGGAUCGGGGGUCCUUUCGCUAACAAAGUCGUUAAGUAUAUAAACGCGGGUUACCGGCACAGCGCCGCCAUAACUGAUGACGGACGCCUGUACACCUGGGGCGAAGGCGAACACGGACGUCUCGGCCACGGCGACAACGGCGGCAGGCAGGUUCCCACCCUCGUGGCCGACCUCUUCGAGGUGGGACUGGUCGCUUGCGGUAGUUCCCAUACACUGGCGGUUUCGCGCGACGGCAAAACCGUUUGGUCUUUCGGUUCGGGCGAGAACGGCAAACUGGGUCACGGGGAAAUCGCCAAGGUGUGUCGUCCGAAGGUCAUCGAGGCGCUCCAAGGACUCGUCGUGCAAAAAGUUUGCGCCGCGACGUCGUUUUCCAUCGCGCUCACUACCCUCGGUCAGGUGUACACGUGGGGUAGCGGUCCGAUACUGGGCGUGGGUUCCGCGGAUGCCAUUUCACUGCAGCCGCUGCUCGUCGAAGACCUUGCCGCGUAUCGCGUAGUCGACAUAUCCGUCGGUGAGAAUCACUGUCUCGCGUUGACAGACGAGCACGUGGUGUACGCGUGGGGCACCAACAGUAUGGGCCAAUGCGGGCAGGGUCACACCUCCAGCCCGGUGACGAGACCGUCGAAGGUGGUCGGUCUCGAGGGCGUGCCCAUCCGACAGAUUAGCGCGGGCACGUCACACUCAAUCGCGUGGACCUCGGUACCCGCCAAAAGCCAGCAAGUCACCAAGCAUCGCCCGUUCUGCGUAGACUUGCACGAGAACACCUUCAAGUACCUCAGGGGAUUUCUGGACAAGUACACGCGCACCUUCACGUCCGCCGAACCUCCGUCACCUUUCAAGUCGACUGACGACCAGCAAAAGUUUGUGCUGCUCGCGCUCCGUCUGCUCGGUACUCACCUGAACCUCUGCAUCAGCGGCAACCUCAACUCGCUCGCCCUCGAAAAACACGCCAAAGAGCUGCGCACGGUGCUGUUUAGGCUGGUGGACAUUGGUGCGCCGGAGGAGAUCCACGCGACUGCGAGGGAAGUACUUAACGUGGGGGCGCCGCUCCUGCUGCCGUUGCUCGGAGAGCGCGUCGAAUUUCUCCACGCCCACUUAGCGAGCGGUGACAAACUCUCGCAGGGUCAGCAGAUGCUGCUUGGCAUCAUACUGAGCAGUCUCGAGGACCCGGUGCACGUCGCCACGUUGCUAGGUUACAACCGGGGCGUCGACAAGUCGGAAGACACCGCCCCGAACGGCGCGACGACCGCCUUACUUAUGCGCACCUUGUUGCGCUCGUUCACGGAAAACACGGAGGACGUGCUGGAGAGUCUGUCCCGUUACAUGGCAAUCACCACGUCGUACAAGUGGCAGAGUCCGGGGAACGCCAAAGUGCACCACCUGCAGCGGCUGUUGUCGUCGUUGCAGAACCACGCUCUCGCUCACCAAGUCGCCUCUGACGACGCGGCCGCUCUCGUCGACGGCGAUUUCCUCGUUGACCAUCUGCGCGACCUGUUCGAUCACGUAGUGCGGGUACUGCGCAAAGCCGCCGCUGUCCUGGUAAUCUACCCUAGCUGCCUGGAGCUGCUAUACAAUGUGUUGCUCGAUUCGGUAACGGGCGGCAUGCUGUUCAAAAUCCUCAACUCGCUGCUGCUGAUGCCCGUCGGCCGCGUGAAAAUUCUCUACCCGCCUCUGCUCGAAGUUCUGGACGCGAUGGACGCUUUCAACCAGUUGCUGCCGCCGGAAUUGCUCCCGGAAACGGAUCGUGAUUCUUCGAGGUCGGAAACGCCCACCCUCGCGCAGCUCGCGGAACAGUCGUGGAUCUGGAUCGUCGACCUGCAGAAGACGUGCUCGCUGCUCAUAGGCCAUUGCCUUGGCGGCAUGCUAAUAGGUCCGCCGCCCACCAAAGAGGAACGGCAGUGUCGUCGCUGGCUAACGGACCGCAUGUUAUCCUCCGGCUUGGAAAACGAAGACGUGAAUCCGCACGCGUUAACGGAGCUGUCCUACAUGCCCGACGGCGCGGAUACCAUCAUCGAGCGUUUGCCGUCUUCGUUGAGGCCCACCGUGGAGCUCGCGUACGGUUUCAAGGACCCGGACGCUUCCCUCGACGAGGACGUCUUUGAGAAACUGACACGAAACGCCGAACUGGAACAGUGGGAGUUGGACCGGCGCGAGGCGACGCUCUUCGACCGCAUCACCAGGUGCUUUUUCUACGCCGUCUCGAAGGUGACGGGUUUGCUCGACUCCAAACCUCACCCGGACGCGUCCGCGGAAGUCUUCAAGUUCGCCGUCGCGCUGCGCCAACGCCUCAUCGGCAUGCUAUGCGACUCCAAGUUCAAAGAGGAAGACGCGAUCGCGGAAGAGGAAAAGGAGGCGAACCGAUCUGGUCUCAUCGUCAACGAGAAAGGUCACUCGAUCGACGGCAAGGUGGAUUUUGAGGUCGACUGCCGCGGCGUCAUGCAGCGUUGUCUGUUUCUUUUGAUUUACGUCAGAGGUAGCAAAAUCGAAAUAGUCGUCGCGGGAACCGACCCGGCCGACGAGGAAGCGGCGGAAAAAGCGUAUGUGGAAUUCUACAAGGAGAAGGACGACCCGGCGUACGGUGAGCUGCGCCGCAUCGCGUCACACUGUCUCGACUACGUACUAGGCGAUGCGUGCCGGAACGCUCCCUCAGAUGAUCCCGCGGUCCUGCUCGAGGCGCUCGCGAGCCAAAAGAGACGAGCGCGUAGCCGUCUCGAAGGGCUCGACCGUCUGCUCUUUCACUUGGUCGCCAGACCGCCCACCGCCACUACGUUGAACUGCGUUCAGCAGCAGCUUCUCGAGGGCUGUUUCGGCUUCUGCAACGUGUCGUGCGCCGACACCUGCACCCCCUUCCACCACUAUAUGGAGGGUAUAGAGAGCUCCCCGAGGGACACGCAGGAAAAGAUCCGGACCGUCGUGCAGGGCGUCUACGAGUUCCUGACCUCGUCGCUGAAAAAACAAGUCGCCACCGGUUCAGAUAACAGGCACCUGCUCUUGGUGACGGCGUUCUCGCUUAGUACCAGAUACCGUUCGAGCGACCUCGGUCUGGUGAUCAACAACGAGCUCGUGCAGAACCUCGCGCAGCUGGCUAGCGCCGCCCCGUCGCCGUACUAUCCCCCCUACACCAAGUCGGAGGUUCUUAGCGUCGCCGCGCUCCGUUUGAUCCACAUUCUGGCGGUGUCUUGCUGCAUCAACUCCGCCGGCUUGGACGUAGGCGCGCUCGAGGUCGUCGUCCACGUGCUGCACGAGCGUUUCGUCAAGGCGACGGAGACGUUUGCCGAGUGGUGUCGCGGUUACGACGCGGACGCCGGCGACAAGCAGCUCGGCGAUUUUCUGCUGUUUCUGCGCGUGGUAGCGUCGAGCCGCAGCAUCCAACGCCUGCUGGCCACCAAGCGCUGGAUCUACGGCCUGCUCGCCGUCCUCGACACGUCCGGCCACGCCCUCUCGUACGGUUGUCAAACCAAAGCGCUCCGACCGAAGCUGCUCGUCCUCCAGAUCCUGACCGCGGUCCUGCCCGACCUUAAAGCGGUCCACAUCGACGACGACCUGCGUCGCAACGUCGUCGACGGCCUACUCGAGCUUCUGGGUAAAGACGUGUGGGGCAGCGACGUCGGGAAUCGCCCCGCGUCUCCGGAACCCUCAACCGAGGACCUCGUCGUGCCGCUUGCCGCGAAGGAUUUCAAGGACGGCGAGGGAAACGUGCCCGUCCACGAUAUGGGCUUCGACCCGGACAAGUGCAGCAACUGUUCGAUAGAGGGCGGCCUGACGCUCGUCCACGGCACCGGCGGGCGGGGCUACGGCCUAGGAUUACAGGCUAUUAAAUCCGGCUGCUACCAAUGGAAAAUCCUGAUCGUGAAGGAAAACCGCGGCAACGAGGGUACCUGCAUCGGCGUGUCCAAGUAUCCGGUGAAGGAUUUCAGUCACCGUACCACCGGCGACAUGUGGCUGUAUCGCGCGUACAGCGGCACCCUCUACCACAACGGCGAAAGGGACACUUGCUUCGCCAGCUACACCCAAGGCGAUUUCAUCACGGUGGUAUUGGACAUGGACGCGAAGACGUUGAGUUUCGGCAAGAACGGCGACGAGCCGAGGGUGGCGUUCGAUAACGUCGACGCCGCCGAACUCUACCCGUGCGUGAUGUUCUAUAGUACGAAUCCCGGCGAGAAGGUCAAGGUGACCGACAUGAAGGUGCACGGCACGCAGCGCGAUGUCCUCCCCGGCGAGCCCGACCUCGCCCCCCUGCACGCGGUCCUAGGCGAGGCCUACGUGGGCGUAUUGCGCAGACUGCACCGUUCCGAUACGUGGACAGCCGACGUAAACUGCGCUAUCGGCCAUCGCCUCGAGAGAAUUGCGGGCCUAUUCCCUAGCGCCGAGACGCACAAUCUCGAUCAUUCCGACAUCAACUUGGACGAGCUGAAAACUGACGUCGAGAUGAACGUGGACGAGUUAUGCGCGCGCGUGUGGCCCGCCCUCGCGGUUUUGGGCGGGUUCGAUCGAGGCCUGAGGAUGGGCGGCCGGUGUCGUCACAAAACCACGGAAAAAACGGCCGUAGUGUUGGGCGUGCUAAAGAAGGGCAUAGCGACGGUCAACGUGCAGUGGGAGCACGACGGGGGCGUGUCCGACGUCGCGAUCGGCAAUCUAGAGUUCAUCGAGGCGGAGCCGUUCGAUACCGGCAAGUUCGCGGGUCUCACUUCCGACGUACUGCUCCAGGUGGCGCGUCUGGCCGGUGUCACCGGCGAAAUAUGCUUUCCCGUGUGCGAACUGAGCGAGGACGAUGAAAUACUGCUCGAUCCGCCCCCAGAGCCGGAAAGACCCGCGGCUCCGCGCACCGUGGAGAGUCUCACCGACGAGAUGGUGUCGAGCAUAAUAGGCGAGGUGAAGAGGAUCGGGACGGAGACUAUAACCGGUGGGGCCGCGGUGCGCGACGACGCCCCGCCCAGAUCGAACCCGGAGGAGCGGCUGCUGCGCAGAAAGCUCCUCGACGCCGAAGAAGAAUUUCUCAAGCUCGGCUUCCUACAGUUUGCCGCGAUGAAAACUCUAGGAACGUUUCUCGCUUCCGCUUCGGUCGCCGACAUGUUCGACAAGGGGCGUCGCGAAAGUUCCGAUCGCUUCGGCGAAGUGAUGCGGGCCGUCGUCGCCAAAAGCGUGGAACAGUGCAAGCUGAAGAAUAUAGUGAGCGUCGCGGACAUGGAACGCGCGGAAACCGUGCUCCAUAUGAACUACACGAAGAGCAGGAACGACGAGGACACCGGUCCGAAAGAUAUAGCUCGGGAAUCUUCGUCGUCGUCGUCGAUCGAUCCCGGUUGCAGCUGCACGCACCGUGGCUCGUCGCCAAACGCGCAGAGGGCGGUACCGUCGUUCCCGAGAACGAUAUCGUUGGGUUCGAGCCCGACCGGCUCCGCCCCUAACGAGAACGCGUGGCGCAGAGCGUCCGCGCAACCGCCGCCUCCGAUCGCCCUGCCUCUGCUCGACAUGGGUUUCCGUCUCGAGCACAUUUUAAAAGCGCUGCAGGAAACCAAGACCUCAGAUGUAAACGCGCGCAACGUCAAUAUGCUUGCGACGUGGAUGUGCGAGCACCCGUACCCCGAAUCGGCGUCGGACGGGGCACACUCGAGCGGCUCCCCCGUCAGGUUUAACGACCUGGUACGCCGAAACUUUAUCAUGGAAAGGGCGCCUCAGGAUUCGAUAAGAAACCCGAACGCGGACUGCGUCCACCGACGCGGCAUGGGACCGCGUAGACGCGCCUGCCCCGAGCUGAGAAUCCUGGUGGAGAGGGCGGGGGCGGCGCUGCAAGACCGGGUCCGCGAUCGGUUACGGGAGCGCCAACACGUUCGAGGGGAGGCUCAUCCCCUCCUACACGGCACCGCAGCGGACGACGCUCCCACGCAACGAUAUUUCCCCAACCCGUGGAGCUACGCGGACGUGUCCACUGGUUGCGGCACGUGUCCCUAUUGCGAGCAAUUCUCGUCUCAUUUGGAAAGUCACCUACGGUCGGCGCAUCCUGGAUGCGGCGUCACGUGGGGCACCGGCACCUGCGGCACCGUCACCGACUGGUUCUACGUCACGUGUCGUCAGUGCCACAUCAAAUAUUCGAACCGUGGCGCGGCGAUGCUGCGCACUCUCGCGCCCGAUCUCGUGCUCGACGACGACGACGCGACAGAGACGGACGCGCAGACCUUGAAGUGCCCAUUGCCGGAGUGCGAGGAACUCGAAGAAAUCAAGGCGCUCCUAGGUGUGUCCGACAAAGAGUCCGGCGCGCAGGUGGUCCCGUUCCACGGCGCGGACCCUCUAGGCGCCGGCGCCGUCCCGAAGGUGAGAAGGGAAGCGACGCGCGCCGAACGAAUCCGCUCCCGGGGCGGUGUGGGCAACCAAGCCCUUUCGCUCACGACGUCGUCGUCGCGGAUGCUCGCUCUCCGCGAUCUCACCGCGUCGAUGAGGAUCCUACUCGCCCGCCAGAUCGUCCUCAACGUCCUCGCUUCCCUCUCCGCCGGGUCGGACCACGCCUCCCUAAUCGGCUACCUCGAAUUGAUGGGCCUCUCCGAUGUCGGCAUCCUUGUCCGCCUAAUGACGUUGACGGCCACCGGCCGCGUCGAAGUCGGCAAGUUGAGGGGCGACGUCCCGGUCCGACGUCGUCUGCCUAAAGAUUUCGGCGAGCAGCUGUCCGCGCAGCUUUCUGGCCCGGCGGCCGCGUGUCUCAAGUACCUGAGCGUCGGCAUCGCGACGCUCGCGCAGAGCGACCCGCGCGUCUCAAAUCUCGUAGUCGACAUCUGCACCAAGGACCUGAAGGCCGUAGCGUUGGGCGUGGCGGCGCCCAAAUCGGGCUUCGCCGUCACGCAAGCCCUCGUCAAUAUACUGUCGACGCGCGGAGGCUGUUCUCUAACCGACCCGCCCAAGGAGGAGACCUCCGGCGAGGGGAGGGAUCUCGCGCUCGCCGACGCACUCUCCGCCUACGUACUAUCGAGCGUCGUGCUGAAAACGGGCAAGGAAUGGGCCGCGCAGCGUCUAUUCAAGUGCAUAGCGAGCAGGGCUGAGAUGAUGGCCGCCGACGAACCGCACCGCGCCAACUUGGCGGACUUGUCGGGCACGAUGCCCACGCAGACGGUACUCUCGAUCGAAGGGCACGACAACCGCGUGGCGACGCUGGCGUGGUGCGAAAGCAACGGCACCCUGGCGUCCGCCGGCUACGACGGUACCGUCCGUCUGUGGACCGUGGAACCCGGCAAGCAAGCCAUUUUCGAUUCGACCUUGGUGCUGCACGCGUCCGCGGACACCUUCGGCAACGACCUGCAGGGCAAACUCGUCGGCCACCUGAAGUGGUCGCCCGGCGGCGAUUACAUCGCGGCAGCGUUGGACAGCGUAGUCAACGUGUGGCCGACGAAACGGUCGGAACGGAGCUGGUUCAUCGAGCAGAUGGGUGAGUUCGUGACGGACAUUUGCUGGCCGCGACAGGGAAGCGAAGAUCACCUGCUAAUCGGCAAGAUAGACGGCACCGUCAGCCUGCUGACCGUCCUGAAAGACGGCGACAAGCGGCUCGAGACGUUGGCGCACCUGGCCCGGCCUCACGCCGUCGUGCGCAUCGAUUGGCGACACGAAGACGAGCCCUUCGCGGUCGGCUACCUCGACGGGUACGUCAAGGUCGGUCGGCUCGGCGAGGACGCGGAAACGGCCGACGCGCACGUCAACGCCGUCUCGGGCAUGGAAUGGGACCCGAGAGGCAUUCUGCUGGCCACCAUCUCCACCGACGUGACGUGCAAGUUGUGGUACGGCGGCUCCGUGCUCGUUCACGCGAUCCCGCUGGCCCACGAGCCGGCCAGCGUCGCGUGGUCACCGCUCGUCACGCCCGGCGGACUUCUGCUGGCCGUCGGGACCGCCUACGGCACGGUCCACGUGUGGAAGGUGAUGCACCGCGACUCCGACUUCGACCCCGUGACCGCCGAUUUGAUGUUCUCCGCGCGCGGCCAUUCCUAUUACGCCGUCUCGGCGCUAUCGGUCAGCUCCGACGGCCUCCUGCUGGCCAGCGGGUGUCUCAAAGGACCUGGCGGCGUAGUCAACAUAUGGUCCUUGCAUAGCGGCGCGCUGAUGUACACGAUGACGGGGACAGGGGGCGUGGCCCGCGACGGUCUCAAGUGGAUCGACUCGAACGGUUCGCUGGCGAUCGCGUUCUCGCGCGCCAAGGCGAUCAACUUCCUCACUUACGGCGUCGACGAUCUCAAACGCAACCUCCCGUUGGCUACGGCGCGAUGCGCGAUGACCAAGAGGGGCGUCGGCGGCGUGAAAACGGCUCCGUUUUUCAAGACGCUCGUCGCGUUGUUGCCGCGCAUGCUCGCGCAACAGUACCAUGCCGAAAAAUUAAGCGUGUCGACCGGCUCGCAGCUGAUGCAUUCCGUCUACUUGAAAAGCCUCGCUUCGCUGGCCAUCGUCCUCGAACUGGACAAGGUCGCUUGUCUCGACGUGAAACCUUUUAACGAUGUGUACGACGGCACAGUCCGCGAGUGUCACUGGUUGCGCAUGUUCGGCGUGGCCGCACGAAUGGCGGACGGCCUUGUGAAAAGGUCCAGGGCGGCGACGGAGGAGGAGUUGUCGCGAAACGCCCUCUGGACUAUGAAACAGGACGAGCAGAUCGUGCAGUGGGCGGCGCAGAGGCCGCAGGACUGGGAGAUAGGCGGCAAAUGCAAGGCUUACUUGUGGGGCUCCGACCGGCACGGGCAGCUCGCGGAGCUGGGAUACAGCGCGUCGGCGCCCGCGUUCGUCGAUUCGUUUUCUGUAGCGCGCAAGAUCGUCUGCGGCCAGAAUUGCACGUUCGUCAUACUGACCAACGGCACGGUGAUGGCCUGCGGCGAAGGUAGUUACGGCCGGCUAGGGCAAGGCAACUCCGACGACCUGCAUACCCUGAGCGUCAUAUCGAGCCUGCAGGGGUUUGUCAUCACCGACCUUGCGACUUCGGUGGGCUCGGACGGCCACAGUCUCGCACUGGCCGAGAGCGGCGAGGUGUUUUCUUGGGGCGACGGCGACUACGGCAAGCUGGGCCACGGCAACAGCGACCGGCAGCGCAGGCCCAGGCAGAUCGAGGCGCUCCAGAACGAGGAGGUUAUCCAGGUGGCUUGCGGGUUUAAGCACAGCGCCGUCGUCACCAGCGACGGCAAACUGUUCACGUUCGGUAACGGAGACUACGGACGUCUCGGGUUGGGUUCUACGUCGAACAAAAAACUGCCCGAGAGAGUGACCGCGUUGGACGCCUUCAAGAUCGGUCAGGUCGCCUGUGGCCUGAACCAUACCGCGUGCGUAUCGGUGGACGGCCUGGACGUGUGGACGUUCGGUGAGGGCGACCACGGCAAACUCGGCAUCGGUCACACCACCACCAAGUCCACGCCCCAACGGGUCGAGACCGUGUGCGGCGUGGGCGUGAAAAAAGUCGGCUGCGGCACCAAUCUGACCGUCUUCCUGACGCGCCACGGCAAACUGUACGUGUGCGGCAUCGAUAGGAUGCCGUGGCACGCCCUGACCCACGACCGAGCUUCUUACCUGCCACACCCGCUCGACGCCCUCGCCGAUUAUUUCGUGGAAGACUUCGCCGUCGGCACCGAGCAUGUACUAAUACUGACGCGCUGUGGCAAGGUGUUAGGGUGGGGCAUGAACACCGAAGGUCAGUGCGGAUUGGCCCACGUGUCGCUCGUCCGGGAACCGGAAGUGAUCGCCGAACUGACGGACAAAGGCGUCAGGCAGAUAUCGACGGGACGAACGCACAGCGCCGCGUGGACCGCCGCGCCCCUCCCUAGACGAGUUCCGGGCGUCACUCAGAGUCUCACGUUCGGGCUCCCCGCCGAGAUCCCGUCGCAGUACAACCACCUGCAGAAUCUCUCGAUCAAGGCGAUACAGGCUAGGUUAAAGUUCUUGUACGACUUCUCCGACAAGCUGUACUCGUGCUGGAGCCUGGUGCCCCUGGGCGUCGCGCAGCAGACCGAGUUCGAUAUCGCCCCUCUCGCUGGUCUGGUCUCCGCAAAGCUCCGCCCCCUGCUCGCGCCUCGCGUCUACACGUUGCCUUUCGUGCGGUGCAUCGGCAAAACAAUGGUGCAGGGCAAAAACUACGGGCCGCCGAUCGUGGUCCGGCGCAUCUCGCAGGAGGGACGCAGGUGCAAGCCGAUCUUCGUACAGGUCGCGCGGCAGGUGGUCGAAAUGAACCCGCAGGAGUUGCGAUUGCCGUCGCGCGCCUGGAAGGUCAAGCUGGUGGGCGAGGGGGCGGACGACGCGGGCGGCGUCUUCGACGACACCAUCACCGAAAUGUGUCAGGAGAUCACCUCGCACGCGGUGCCGCUGUUGGUGCCGACGCCGAACGCCCUCAACGAGGACGGCUUCAACCGCGACAAGUACCUGUUCAAUCCGCACCUGACCUCCGCGCAGCACCUCUCCUGGUUCAAGUUUGUCGGUAUCCUGUUCGGCGUGGCGGUGCGAACGAAGAAACCCCUGCCGAUACCGUUGGCGCCGAUCGUAUGGAAGCUGAUCGUCGGCGAACCGGUGACCGUCGACGACCUCGAAGACACCGAUUCGAUGUACGUGCAGACGCUGCGCAGCAUUCGCGACAUCGAUCGCGCGGGCGUGACCGCCGCCCAUUUCCACGACGUGAUACCGUUGCAAACGUUCGAGGGCCAGAGUUGUACCGGCAAGAUCGUGCCGGUGACCCACGGCGGACGCGGCAUCGCGCUCACCUACGACAACAGGACCCAGUACUACGAGCAGGUGAUCAAGUUCAGGUUGCGCGAGUUCGAUCUCCAAGUGGCGGCAGUCAGAGAAGGCAUGUCGGGCAUCAUCCCGGUUCCGUUGCUGUCGCUGAUGACGGCCGAGCAUAUGGAGCAGCUCGUGUGCGGCAUGACACGCAUCUCGAUCGCCGUACUCAAGCGGAUCGUCCGGUACAGGGAGCUGGACGAAAAUCAUCAGCUCGUGAAAUGGCUGUGGGACAUUUUGGAGAAUUUCAGCGACUACGAGCGGGUGCUAUUUAUGAGAUUCGUGUCGGGGAGGUCCAGGCUGCCCGCUAACCUCGCCGACCUGUCGCAGAGGUUUCAGGUAAUGAAAGUGGAUAAGGCGCCGGACGGCCUGCCAACCGCCCAGACCUGCUUCUUCCAGCUGCGUUUGCCACCUUAUACUAGCCAAGACGUGAUGGCAGAGAAACUACGAUACUCUAUAAACAAUUGUCGAUCGAUAGACAUGGAUAACUACAUGCUGGCGAGGAACGCCGACCACGGGAACGCCCUCGACGACGAGUGGGCCUAUGAUGAGGAAUGGGGUUAUGAUAGCUGA